CUGCUGCUAGGACCACAAGUCAGAUAAGAGGUUAUAUAGAACCAGGAGGGGAGAAGCAGUUGGACAAUCAAACAUGGGUGGUAGAGUGCAGAAGAUCUACCACCUUGCUGCUUUCAGCUGGUAUGCAUUUGUCAUACAGUCACUUUAUGCCAAGGGAGAUGAAGACCUUCCACCUGGGAUAUUUGUCUAUGGUGGGCCCUGGAAAUACCUGACAUUUUUAAACCUGAUUCUCCAGAUGGUGUUUUUUGGCCUGGCUGCACUGAAUGACCUCCAGUCCUCGGGCAAAGGCUUGCGUAUGGCCAGGGACCUGCUCUUCUCAGUCUAUACAUUCCCAGUGGGCAUGUUUGUGGUGGUGUUGUUUUGGUCAAUAUUUGCCUACGACAGGCAGCUUGUUUAUCCUGCAUCUCUGGACAAUUUCUUUCCUCCCUGGAUAAACCAUGCAAUGCAUACCUUUGUGUUCCCGAUCCUCUUUGGAGAGAUUUUGCUUCAGCCUCAUGCCUAUCCAAAGACCAAAACAGGCAUGACGGCAUUAGGUGUUGUAGGGCUUGCCUACUUAAGUUGGGUGAUUUGGGUGUACCUGAGUGUGGGUAUCUGGGUGUACCCCCUUCUCUCUUUGCUCAGUCCUGCUGGACUGAUAGGCUUCUUCUUUUUCAACAUGACUGUGGUGACUCUGCUUUAUUUGCUAGGACAAACACUAAACAGCAGCAUCUGGGGGAAAACACAGAAGGUCAAGAGGAAAGCAUAGACACAGGAUUUCUGGGAUAUUUAUUGACACGUUGCCAUGUGCUGACACCCCUCAACAGAAGCUCUCCAUGUCAGUCUCUUAAAUACAUUAUUUCAGAUUCUGUUCCAAGACGAGAUAAAUGCAUAAGGAGCCCAGAUGGUAUCAAAGGAAUCAAGAGUACACUCAGUAUAAAAAAGUAUGUAUAAAUAA
Molecule: messenger RNA, 934 nt
Organism: Alosa sapidissima (American shad)
Lineage: Eukaryota; Metazoa; Chordata; Actinopteri; Clupeiformes; Clupeidae
Product: androgen-dependent TFPI-regulating protein
Exons: 6
Coding region: 74-745 (223 amino acids)
Cellular component (GO): endomembrane system; membrane
Source: RefSeq, a predicted model, not a curated record